AUGCAUCCGCCAAAGAUUCGUCUAGUUGCGAAUUUUUGCACAUCAUCUUAGCCACAAAUUCAGUAUAUGACUGUCUGCCUCUAUUAUCAUAUGUGCAUGAUAUAAUCUCUGAUAGUGCGUCCAUCUGCUUACGUUUGCUCCAAUACUGCUGCAGGAAUUGGGAGAUGAAGUCCUCCAGGCUAUUGAUAUCUCGCAUCCGGCUCUGGAAAAACAUCAGCGGCUCGCCGAGUAAUAGACUGGACAGUUGGAAACGCCAUACUAACCAAGAGGUUGGUGGCGGAUGGCGGUUGACUGGUCACGUCGGAUGGCGACUGGGUGGCGGCACUCUCCGUUCCUUCGACGACGUUUGGAGCGAUCUGCGGAGACGCCGGUACCGGGUUGGACGCCCUCACUCCCUCAUCUCCCUCAGCUGGACUCUCAUCGGAAUUACUCGCAUCGACGACGUUAUCGAUCUUCGUAGAAGACAAUUGGGCCAAGUUUUGCAGGUCGAAAUUGAUGGAGCAUAUGCUGCCUCCCUCUCUCUCUCGUGGGGUCUCCGCUGCAUUGUCCUGGGGUUGUUGAUUUGCCGGUGUCGUAGCUACAUAGUUUUGGGGGUGUUCGCUGAAGUAGGAAAUUUGCGAGUUAGCCGGCGACUGGUUCAUGGUGACGUUAUUAUGGAUUACUUCGAGUAAAUAGUCAAGUGUGUUGCCAAAUUUCAAGAAUGUUAAAAUUGAUUCAGUGAUAGUGCCUAUUCUGGAUAAAAUUGUGUGGUGUUAAAAGUUUCAAGUGUCAUGUACAUAUAUUACUAAACGGACAUCAAUAGACAGGUAUGGCUUACAAAUUACACUAAUAUAGUUCUAAAAAUUUUAAUUAGGGUCUUAUCCUCCUGAAUAACCACAGUAUUAUAAUGCCUCAAAUAACCUAUA
This is a messenger RNA of Nilaparvata lugens (brown planthopper), 905 nucleotides long. RefSeq lists its product as uncharacterized. NCBI's taxonomy places the organism in Eukaryota, Metazoa, Arthropoda, Insecta, Hemiptera, Delphacidae. The transcript has 2 exons. The record is from RefSeq and is a predicted model, not a curated record. The coding region runs from base 165 to 671 and encodes 168 amino acids.